GAAAUAUAUUCUUCGAAUUUCGAAGAUAAAAAGCAGCAAGAAAUAGAAGUAUGAUGAACUGGAAGCAGGAAGUUCUAGCAAGUGACCCCAAUACUAAACAAGACGACCCGAAGUACAAGUAGAUCUGCAGCACUUUUUUAUUUCUUGCCCAAUCUUGGAAUACCAUUACGAUUACCCCGAAUCCGAUGUUAAUAAAUACUAUGCGAUAACUUUUAUUUUUCUGCGCGUUUUUCUUUUUCGUUUUCCUCGACAUGUACAUGCUAUAAGUACUAUGCACGCACCGGAGCAAUCACCAGAAGUAUCCCUAUAGCACGCAAGGCAGCAGAUAUUUCGUCGUAAGAUAGAAAAAAAAACGCCAGCUCGAUGGUGGAGCAGCAGAUGAUCCGCACCAAUAUCAUUCCAUUUGCAGGACGACAUCUUCAAGAACUCCGACCGGUUUCAAACGUUCCGCCAACAGCACUCACAUCGCAGCAAGAACACCAAGCGUAGUUCCGAUGUUCCCCACACGACAGCAGGAAAUGGCAGAGAUUCGGGCUACAGCGACAGCGAAAGAUGAAAAAGGAGAUGGACUGCAGGAGCGGAUAGCAGCUUCAGUGGCUGCGGAAGAUGGCGAAGACACUGGUUCUGGUCAGCAGGAGGAGGCCAAUGUCCUCCCCGACGGUGCGAAAGCCACGAGGGGACCACGACCAUCGGAACGUCAAGAUGGUCUUGCUCUCAAGAUCACACCGCCGGGCCAGGUGAGCGUGAGCUUGAGCAGCCGCACCGAAAAUAGGAACCGCCAGGGUGAGGUGCAAAACGCAAAUUUUGAUGUGCCGCAAAUAAACGAAGAGUCAGACAGUGGAGCGUCUGCUUCCCGGGUUGUGACAGCCCCGUCCUCCGCCUCUGUGGACGACGUGGUCGAGGUUGUGCUACAAGAAGAACUACUAGAGAAAAAUGCUACUCCUGAGAAAAAAAUCCUCCGAGCCGAGGGUAGCGCGAAACGCAACUACAAGAGCGCGAGGGAAACUAUCGGUUCCGAGGAGGUCGCGAUGUUCGGCGACGGGCGACCGGCUGGCUCCCUCGGUGCGCCGGGCAUUGCCUCUUUCGGGGCUCCUAUAAAGGAGUCGGAGCGGCAGACCAGCACCAAACGGGACCCCGCCGAGGCUGCGGCGGGGCCCGGCCCGCGCGGGCCCUCCGUCCUUGCCCGCGGGCCGUCGAUCCGGGGAGGCGGUGGUUCUCCUGGGGGCAGUAAUGACGACGGGUGCUUCGGCUGCAGCAUGAAGCAGUGGAUCAUGAUAGUGGUCGGUUUGGUGAUUGCCAUCGCUGGCACAAUCCUGUUUCUCUUGACAGUGACGGGGAAAAAGGAGGAUACAGGCAGCGGGUCAGAAGUACCGACGGAGGCUGGUACAACUGCUGCCGAUGGAGAUGAUGAACUAGUGGGAGCAGGGACGGGCAGCGGUAGCUCCAGCACCGAUGAAAAGGAGAACGAAAAUGCAAAUGAACAGACCUCUUUUUUUCCGCUCAAGUGCGCUAAGACGGGCGAGAACUGCAUGGCGACCCUGUGCUGCGAGCAGGAGAACUUCCAGUGCUUUUCCAAGAACAAAGACUGGGCCUCGUGCCGUGAGGUCGGGACGUGCCAGGCGGGCGAACUUUUUGCCCAGGACGAAAAUGGCGAGGAAAAGAUAUGGCGUUCUCAAAUGUUCCAUUCUCAACUGUUACAUGAUUUGUCAUGCAAAAUUCCAAACAGAAUCGCAAUCGAUACGAUCAAGCUGCUUCGCAUGACCAAUUCCCGAAGGGACAAACAGGAUGAGAAUCUGUGCCAAAUCUGUCAUGCAAAAGGCGCAAUAUUCCCCCUUUCAAUUCUUGCAUCACAAAUUCAUGUAACAGUUGAGAAUGUAACAGUUGAGAACGCCAGAAAAGACGCCCUGGCAGUGCCUGAACAUCGACCAGCGGGAGCCCUGCGCGGCGCGGGAAACGAACUGCAUGAGCGCGGGCUGCUGCGCCGACCACCACCCCCCGGAGCAGAACGCGACCUGCUACCAAAGAGACGACGCGUACGCCACUUGCUUUGUCGCGGGCAGCUGCAUAGGUGGCAGAGUCAUGAACGGGGACCCGGAAAAGCGGAUUUGGUCCUGUAUGACCCGCUCAGACGUUACAAUCUCAAACGUUACAACAGAAUAUGGGAAUCUGUGAUGCAAGACGAGUGCAUGAUCUAGCCAACUCUCAUACGAUUGCGCAUGACAAGUUCUGGAGCCCCAAACCCACCUGAAAUCCGGCAAAAUUUGUAUUUCGAAAAGCUCAAUUCCCUCUGCGUUCCUCAUGCUCUUCAUGCAACACAAAUUCCAGAUUCUAUAUCUAUUGUAACGUUUGAGAUUGUAACGUUUGAGCAGGCCAUAUCCUGCAACGAGAUUGAGAACCCGUUCUGGGAGCAAAAAUUCCAGUACCAAAAGGAGCUGCGGAUCGCCGAGGCUUUAAAGAACUUGCAAUCCUCUGCACAGGUGAUGCAAAGUGCGCCCAUCCUGUCAUCCUCUUCCUAUGGUGGAGGAGGCGGUGGUGGGUCUGGCCUACCCCCGCCCGCUGUACCUCUUCUUGACGAGGAGACUCUGGCGCAACGGCAGGAGCGGGUGUUGGCGGCGCGGGAGGUUUUGUACGGGCCGGGGAGCUACGAAGUGCAAAAGUAUCGUACUCGUACUACUUGCUUUCAUGCAUGACAAAUCUUGUUUCUUAGCCAAAUCAGCAUUACAAACUCCAUUUUUCCUUCUGAAAAAAUUUGUAUUGCGAUUUAUACUAGUACGAUGCUUUUGCAAUGCAUAGGAGCAUGGGGGCGGCUGCGCUGGCGGUCCGGAACAGCGAGGAACUACAUGGCGUCGAGCAGGAGGAAAAUAAAUCUACUUCACAACGACCAGCAUUUGUAUCCACCUACGGCCUGGCAGAACUCGCGAAGAUGCCGCUAGACGACUCCGCGGACCGCGUGGUGUACAAUUUACAGCUGGGAGCCGCGUUCGACCUGCAGGCACUGUACGAUUUGAUGCGGGUGUAUGCAAUACAAAUUUCCCGUACAUGGACAACAUGCAUCAGAAAUUUUCUCGACAACUUAGUCGAGCAUUCGCAUUCCACUUGUCAUGCUGAGGAGGAUUGAAGGAAAGUUUUGUCAUGCAGAAUCCGCAUUUGAUGUGCGUCGACGUGUGCUGGGGGAAAUUUGGGUUUGGAUAGCGUGAACGCGUUUCUCGCGAUCGGCCCGGACCCGGACCGGCAAAUUCCGCAGCUCCUCGCGGACGUGGACACAUCCGGUUUCGCGUUGGAGCCGCUGAUCGGUUCUUGGCCCGUGCUGAAACAGCUGGCAGACACCAGUAGCGCAAGUGCGCAGCAGGGGUUGCCUUCCCAGGUUCCCAGCACCGCCACGGUCGGCGAGACCACCGCGCAGGGGCGCGCGGUGGAACACCCCGCCUACCAUGCGGCCAAUGCGGACCCCACCGUGAGCACGGGGGACCAGGUGGUACAACCCGUGCAGGGAACAACAGCCGCAGCUACAUCGUUUCUCGAAGAAGAAGAGAACAGGAAGAAGACACAAGUCGAAGUAGAGCAGGAAGACAAGAAGAAAGCGGCAGUGGCACAGGAGGAACUACAAGCUGGAACUGCAUCCACUUCCCAGAUCGUGGCAAGAACCACGACCGCGAAGAUGAGGACUAGUACGGAGGUGCUAGACCACACAAGAAAAUCAAAAUCAACAUCUUCCGACGAAGAUGCUGCAAGCUAUGCCUCCGGCACUUUGGACCAGCUGGACUUUGGGUUCUACGUGCAGACCGUCCGCGUCGCGAAGAACGACCAGAACGACCCAGAUUCCAGCGGCCUGGAGUCGGUAGACGACGACGAGGUGGAAACCAAACACAUUUUGUGGAUCGUCUUCGGAACCGCGCCCGCGACGCCCGAUUCUACCACUCGAAAGGUCACGCUCCGGAACUUUCGCUCCUAUUUCAACCCGCCGACGUUUGCCGACCAGAACUUCGAUGUUAAAGACGCAAUUGUGCUCGAUGAAAAUAAUCACGGCACUGAUGCUCCUGCUCGUCGCUCACAGGGACAUCAACCCAUUUUCGGCAUCGCGCGGCACUUUGCGAGCAUCGCGACCGAGGUGGGGUUGGCCGUCCAGGGUUUGGAGGUCGAGGGGCAGCUGCAGCUGGGCGCCUUGCCCGCGGCGGCCGUGCCGCUGGAAAAGGAAAAUGCGAGAGCCAGCGGGGAACAAAUUUUAAAGGGUCAAGACGAUUUUCAGCCCACAGUACAGUGGGCCGUGCAGCACUACCUGGAAAGCCACGACCUGGAUGCCUUCGACGAGGUGAUUGUGACGGGCUACGGGGUGGGCGGCAGUCUCGCGGGUCUGGUGGCCUACGUCGCGGAGCUGCAGCUCCGUGUGGAGGCCGGGCCGGGCAUGAUGAAUCCGCCCGAAGGUGGGUCCUCAACUACUCCCGCUGGGCGGGCGGUUCAGGUCGAGAAAUUACGAGAAGACAUGCUGGCGAGUCAGCUGGCGAGAGAUCGCGCUCUGAACAACCACAUGGACGACAUGACACGCGGAUUUUUCUCCGAGUUUUGGAAGGGCUUCGAACAAGUGUUCGCGAAAACCGGCUUGAGGAAUUUCAAGGUGUUCGCGUUCUCGCCCGCACCCUUCUUGAUGCGCGUCGACGGCGGGGACGAGGGAGAAAUAGUAACAGGUGAAAACAACAACAACCCGUCAGCCGCGAAUGCCGACGCUAACGCCGCUUUACAGGCUCCUGGAGAUAGUCGUGGUGGCGCCGUGUCGUGGGGCUGGCAGAGGGACGCAAAGCUAGGCGUCUGGAAGUACGUUGCGAGAAGUGACGACUCAGACAAGGCAACGGGCAACGACAAAAAUGCUAUGACCCCCCCACGACUUCAGCCUCUUGCUACGCCUCCUUUGACUGCAGGAGGAGGGACAAAAGUUUCCUUCUCGUCCUCGACCACAGCAUCUACAGCCGACCCUACGACGCUGACGCCGGAAGCCCGGGCGGCGCAACAGAGGCUGGCUGCGCUGGACGCGGAGGUAGAAUCGGCAGAGCAAACGUACAAAAACGCGCUGAAUCGGAUCCGGCCCUUUUACCACGUGAUUCUCUUCGCCGACGAUCAAAUGCCGUUCGCGACCUGCGUCUCGCGGCUGCUGCACCCCACUCCCCACGCCGCGGUUUGGUUGGCCAACACGGCGUACGAUCCGCCCGAAUUCGGCCUGCCCUACGAGAAGCUGGAUGGUACCGUGAAGACCAACGACCAACCCAUCUACCGGCUGGGCGGGCUGCGCACGCAGUCGCUGCUGCGGGACUACUGCGAAGAAGUAGCGCAGAUGGGCUCCGCGGGUGGGGGCUUCCAGGGCACAGGCGCCGCGCAGGUCUACGAACGACUCAGCGCCGGUUUGUUGCAGCUGGACAACGUCCGGGCGGUGUUGGGGGACACGAAGGAGCAGAAAACGGCAACCGCAGAGCGCAGCGUCAACGACCUCGAUAUCGAGUUCGACCGGUGGGACAUGCACUACUGCAAGCCGAAGGAAAAGGAUGUAGCCGCCUGGCUCAAAACCCUGGAGCCCUGGGCAGUAGUGAAUAACGAUAAGAGUAGCGGAAAACUAAAUAACAAGGAAAUAAACCACCACCUCGGAUCCCUCGGGUGGGACAGCAAGACAAGGCAGUAUCCUUCCAAAGUGUACGGCUCGCCGUUCUACGAAGCCGCGACCAGCACGACAUCCCAAAAGCUGAUCGCGCACUACGAGGCCCUUACGCACGACAGCUGGGCGGUUACCGGGGAAGCAGAGACCCACGCGGUGCUGUUGGCCGCGGCGGAGCACGGGUUUCUCGUCGACCUGGGGCUGUUAGACCGUCCGGGAGAGGAGGAGUUCUGCAAGCAGCUGUGCUUCGGCCAGCGGAAGUGUCAAGGGUACACCUUCGCCUACAAAACCUUCUGCGCCUUGCACAUGGAAAGGAAGGCAAGUGACGAUAGAAGUGCAUCAAGUAGAAGUACAACAACUGUUGACCACAUUGAUAGUUCGAGUUUCGUGGCGAAUAAAGUCGAAAAUAAAAAGCUGGAGAACGGGAACUUCGUCUGCGCCUUGCGGUUGCAUCACCACGAGAAACCCAGCGGAACUUCUUCCGCGGCAGCUGCGGCGAGUUCUUUCUUGCAGCCGGUCUUGAACAAAGACAGACGGAACUACAAGAACCAACACAUUGAGGAUCAUGAUACCAGUGGUCGUGGUGCGUCGACGAUGUCUUCGGGUGAUUCCACCUCGGGCAGAUUGUCAGAAGCUGACUCGUCCGACAAUUUAGGCCAUGGUGGUGCGCCGCCGGUUGAAGUAGAUGAGCCUGUAGUUACUACUUCAACUUCUUCCUCGCAGCUCGAGAUGUCGGAGCACCAAGGGACGAGGACCCGGAAAGUUGUUGACACCGCAAGUUCGUCCUCAUCUUCUCACGCCGCCACGCUGGUACAGCCUUCGAAUUCACUCGCGGAUAUCAACGAUAAGAAACCCUCUGAUGGCAGCUUCGGGAACACGGGCGAGCUGGCAGACGGCGAAGUAGUAGAUAGAGAUACGAGCAAAAAUAGCACAGAAGUUUCAACAUCUACACAGGAGGACGAGCAGCCUUCGGAGAAGCAUUCCCUGCAGGUGAGGGACCACCAACAUGCGGUAGUGAAGACGAGCCAGCUCGCCUCCCAGCUGGAGAAGGUCGAAAAGAACAAGGAGAAAGAACUGCAAAAGAACAAAAAGGUCGAGAAAACCACAGUAGAAGAAGCCAAGGAGGGAAAAAAUAAAAACCUACACCAGCAGCAGCAUCUGCACAAAAUGGUAGAAAAUGAAGAACACCUUGUUCAGAAGGUAGAGGUAAAGAAGAAUAAACAAGAAAAUAAACUAGGAGAACAGCAACAGCACCUACAACAGCAGGAACACCUCGCGACUGAGCAUGAAUCCACUAUGGAACAACAAACCACAAAGCUCGGCGACCCAGGAUACACGCCGCCUCCCCGCCCGAACCGCGACGAUGAAACGGGCUUGUGGGUCCGAACCGUGCCGGGCCAGGGCGAGACUUGGUACAACCAAAAGUGCGGGAUCGCGAGAGAGGUGGAGAUUGUGGCGAUCGAAUCGACCCCAACGAACGCCACAAACUUAUUCACCGGGGAUGAAAAAAUCACGUCCAAUUCCUGCCGCAGCAAGUGCCAGGAAACCCACGGCUGCAUGGGGUGGCACUUUGUGAAACAGGGCGCGCAGGUGCACAAGUGGCUCGGCGCCGCGACCGCCGCGGCCUACAACGACCAGGAGCGCGUCGCCGAAACCAUGACCACUUCGGACGCGGACAAGUGCUACUUCUUUGACCAAGAGCCGAGCCGGUACUUCGUGUGGCGGCGCUCCAUGGAGGGCCACGACUCCGGGUUUUGCACGCGAGGGCGGUACACCGGGGACAUCGACGCGGACCUGAACUCCGCGUUUGAACCCAGCGAAAUGCCGAAGCGGUGCGCCAGUGUGUACAUGAAGCUGACCGAAAAGGAGGGCGCGGACAAGCAGAUGCGGCAUGUGACGAACGACGACGGCACGCAGUACUCACUCGAGGAGUGCCAGGCGGCCUGCGAGGCCGACGACAGCUGCCCCUUCUACGACUGGGGCCCCCGGGCCGACGAGGGCUGCAAACUGGGCGAAGUGGGGAUGCAGGUGAACGCGGACACGCACUACCCGGAGGGCCACAUCGCGGGGCAGUGCGGCAUCUGGAAGACCUGCUCCGGCGCGGCGGGGGAGCUGCAGGGCCACUACUUCUGGAAGUUCGCGCCCAUGGCCGGGCUGUGGGGCUGCCAGAUGCAGUGCGAGCGGGACGUGAACUGCCACGCGUUCGUGUACAAUUUCGGCAACGAGCACAACGGAAUGGAGCACAAGGAGUGCAGAAAAUACCGGGGCCCGGCCAUCGAGAUGGACAACCUGGACCCCAAAACCACCCCCCGGGCCCAGGGCCGGAUAUCUGGGAACUGCGGGUUUCGCGACGCGCCCACCGGGGCCCAGAAGCACUACGAGUACCAGCACGCCUAUGGGAGUGUCAGGAUCGAAAUCGACAAAAUCGAAGUGAUCUGUAAUGCAUAAAAUGCUACGCAGAAAGCGACUCUAUUGCAGAGGAUGCAAGGAAGGCGGACUGUAGUCCUGGUAAGGGUUAAGUGUUGGGCUGCUGACUAGCAUGACAGAAGGCAGCUCUUUUGCCCUAAACCGCAUGACAGAUUCGCUUCCAGGACGGGGAGAAUUUGUCAUGCGCCGCCUAAAAACUGUGGGCCUAACUGGCAUCGAUUUUGUGCAUCACAAGUUUUUUGAUUUUGUCAAUUUCGAUUCUGACACUUCCAUAACGCCAUCCUGGCUACGGACAAGGAAUCCAUCGAAGCGGGCAAGGAGAGCACGACCUCGACCACGUUAUGACAGCGCACAACUCCCCCUCCGCCUCAUUUGUCAUGCAAAAUUCCUAAUCCACCCUUUGCCUCUUAGCACUGGUGGCAUGACAGAUUCCGGAAUCCAAAACAGCACUACAAUCCUCGGGGAAUUUGGCAUGUAAAAGCUGCAUCUUUGCCAGCGCUUGUGUUGCUGUUCAUGCAACACAAAUGAGGGGGAGGGGGAGUUGUGCAUUUCUAUACACGUCGACGAAGCCCUACGAGCAGCACCUGCUGGAAGAAAAUCAGGUGCAGAUCGCGGGCGCGGACGGCCAGACGCUCACUGUCAACAAGGCCACGCUGCAACACGUGCAAGACGCGCUGGCCGAGUUCCGCGCGGACGUGGACGCGCACAACUUCUCCGGCCAGCACCUCGUGGAGGUUGUCAAGGGGCUGGAGUCGGCGCUGCAAGAGUUUGAAAUCGAGUUGCAGAACGCGGACUUGAAUCCUCCGGUGACGCCGAAGCUGACGCAGACCUUGACCCAGCUGGUGACUCUGACAACCUCGCUGAAAAACCAGCUGGACAUCAUCCGGGCCGAGGCGAGUUCGACCGGGCAGGACGCCUCGGGGGCCAACUCGUACGAGCUGCUGGUCGCCAGCAAAUCGGGAGAGGAUUUCAACCAGCUGCUGGCGUUGCUGAAUAGCGGAAUCGACGAUUUCCGGGAUGAGUUGAAGAACAACUCGCAGCUCACCACAGACCAGAAGUUCCGGACGGUUUUGCUCCACGUGCAGAUCAUGCUGGACAAACUGGUGCACGAGCUGCAAGAGAACAUCCACCUAGCUUCGGACCAGCUGGGUGGCGGGACGCAGGAGAGCACGGCGACGGCGGGAACCUCCACCACGGACAGUGGUGGGAGUAACACGUUUACCGUCAUUCUCGUGGUGGUAAUCGUGCUCUUGAUCGUCGGGCUCUGCGUGUUUCUCUACUUCGCCCAAAGCGAAUCCGGGGGGUUGUUUGGCAACACGGUGGACUAUGUGGACGAAGACGCGGCGUACUACGGAUACAGCUCCAACAACCAAUCCGCUCGCAGUUCUGUUCGCCGGGGGCCCAGUCAGCGAAAGGGCGGGGGCUACUCGCAGUAUGGCGGUGGGGGCGGG
Molecule: messenger RNA, 9516 nt
Organism: Amoebophrya sp. A120
Lineage: Eukaryota; Dinophyceae; Syndiniales; Amoebophryaceae
Source: the annotation of a GenBank genome assembly